This is a messenger RNA of Botrytis fragariae, 1791 nucleotides long. Its product is annotated as putative glutamyl-trna amidotransferase subunit a protein. NCBI's taxonomy places the organism in Eukaryota, Fungi, Ascomycota, Leotiomycetes, Helotiales, Sclerotiniaceae. The record is from RefSeq and is a predicted model, not a curated record. Bases 1 to 1791 code for a protein of 596 amino acids. The transcript is spliced from 10 exons.
AUGCCAAAAACGUACGUCUUAAGCAGGAAUCGACUUUGUCUUGGAACCGCGGAAGAUGCAAAGCAUCGAGAUGGGAUGGGACGGGAUGUAACAAGUCGCGUUUGCAAUAAUCAUCGUGAACUCAGAAUUGAUUGUCCCAUGGAUAUUGCCUCGGUUGGAUGGAAUACUUGGACAGCUUCGAAGAUUGGAUCCGCUCACUACAGCGUACCAAUUGAUUGUGAAGAACUGUCGAAAUUGUACACGAGUAUCCUCAAGUGGACUUUUUCAAUCAACAUUGCUCACCGCAGCCGUCACAAUACAAAAGAUGUAGGAGUCGCCAUAUACCACUUCAAUCACACUUACAUCAAGCGUAUCGAGCAAGUCAAUUCAAUUGUUCAUGUUGUCAGUGAGAUCAAUCGCAAGGCCAUUGAAGUUGCUAGAGAAAGGGACGAAGAACGGUCUCAUGGCUUGGCUCAAGGAAGUCUUCAUGGAGUACCGAUCUUGGCUAAGAAUUUGUUAUUCACGACCGAUGGCCUCAAGUCAACCUUUGGCUGCACCGGACUCCUCUACGCUAUCCCAAGUAUUGAAGCAACAACAAUUAUUAAACUUCGUGAACAAGGUGCAAUUAUAUUAGGAGCUAAUAAUCGAUGUACUCCUGGCUGGUCUGCUGUAGGUGGUCAGUGUUUAGGUGUCUAUCAUAAGGAUCAACAUCCUAAAGGUUCAUCAUCCGGCAGCGCUGUUGGAACUGCUUUGGGACUUUGCGCUGCUGCUCUAGGGACCGAGACUUCCGGUAGCGUCAUAUUACCUGCGCAGAGAUCUGCUGUUGUAGGGAUAAAACCGACGGUAGGAAUGACUUCGAGAUAUGGAAUGUAUAUUUCGAGUGAUUGUCAGGAUACUGUAGGGAUAUUGGCAAGGAGCGUUAAGGAUGCAGCACUCGUGUUGACUGUGAUUGCAGGAGGUGAGGAUGAGCAGGAUUCUAUCACCAUUUCCGAUCCUCGAGAUUCGACAUUUUGCCAGAAGUUAAAUAAAAUCCCGGAUUUUACUAAAGCGUGUAACUCUCGAAGAUUAGACGGCCACGUUGAUCCCACCACCAUCCAUCUGUUCGAAAACGCACUCGAUACAAUGAGAUCCUUAGGAGCCACCAUUGUAGAUCCGACUUCAUAUUCAACAUUCGAUACCGAUAGAUCUUCAUGUACAGGUGACGAAUAUGAUAUCGCUUUGAAAGUAGAUAUAUACCACAAUAUCAAUAAGACCCUCUCUUACUUCUCCACAAAUCCUCAUUCUCUACAUACCCUUUCUGAUGUAAUCGCCUAUACAAUCGCCACCCCCGCUGAAGAAGCUACGAAACGUGGUCUCGGGCAUUUCGAAUCAGCUCUCGAAGUCGGCAAAAAGUAUGCUAGAGCUAGCGAGGAAUACAGAAAUUCUAUGGCGGAAAGAAAUCAUAUGGGAAGACAAAUACCUAAAUUACUAGAUAAAUUUAAUUGCGAUAUGAUAGUUCUACCCACAAAUGUAGCAGUGGAACCAGCGGAUGUGGGAGGUUGUCCGGUGGUGAGUGUACCUAUGGGAUUUUAUCCUCCGGAAACGAAGAUUGUGAGACAGAACAGGAUGGUGGAGGUGGGACCGGGGAUUCCACUUGGAAUAUCUUUCGUAGGAAGAAGAUGGGAGGAUGAGAAAUUGAUGGGGGUGGCGUAUGCGUAUGAACAGGCUACGAGGUGGAGAGAUAAGGGGAGGAUGGUGGUGAGGUGUGAUGUUGAGAUAUGCGAUUAUGGUAGUGCGGGCGCACAAAAUGAUUUCGAACCUUUAGAGUCUUAG